Acanthosepion pharaonis is the source of this 606-nucleotide messenger RNA. NCBI's taxonomy places the organism in Eukaryota, Metazoa, Mollusca, Cephalopoda, Sepiida, Sepiidae. The record is from the annotation of a GenBank genome assembly.
AUGCUUUUCCGCCUCCACCUAUUUUAUUUUUCCUUGUCGCCAUCAAAUUUCACCUUGGCCCAGAAGCGCAAUUUUAUGGCCAGGGCGUCGAUGAUUUGUCCAAUAUACAACACUUGCUCAUUACAUGUGAUGCCAGAGCGUUCCCUCAUUUUUCUUUUUAUUUUCCAAUUCUUUCUUUCUUUCGUUAAAUUUUCAUUUACUUUUUUAGUUUCUAAUUAUUUCUUUCUUUCAGUUUUCCUUUUCUUUUUUCCAAUUCUUUCUUUCUUUCUUUACAUUUUCAUUUACUUUUUUUAUUUUCCUUUUCUUUUUUCCAAUUCUUUCUUUCUUUCUUUACAUUUUCCUUUUCUUUUUAGUUUUCAAUUAUUUCAAUUUUCCUUUUCUUUCUUUCUUUCUUUCUUUCUUUCUUUCUUUCUUUCUUUCUUUCUUUCUUUCUUUCAAUUUUCUUUUUCUUUCUUUUAUUUUAAAUCCUCUUUUUUAUUUUCUAAUUCUUUGUUUUUUCUUUUUUUAAUUUUUAAUUUUCUUUUCCAAUUCUUUCUGUCUAUAUUUUCUUUUCCAUUUGCUUCCCUUCCUUUCAUUCCCUCUUUUUUUUCUUUUCCUAUUUCUUAA